AUGGCCUCUAGCCUCGACCGCCAGAUCGAGCAGCUGAGGAACUGCCAGCCCAUCUCGGAACAGCAAGUCAAGGACCUCUGCCUCAAGGCUCGCGAGAUCCUCGUCGAGGAGGCCAACAUCCAGUGGAUCGACUCGCCCGUCACUAUCUGCGGCGACAUCCAUGGCCAGUUCUGGGACCUCCUCGAGCUCUUCCGCGUCGGCGGCGAGUGUCCCGACACCAACUACCUCUUCCUCGGCGACUACGUCGACCGCGGCUUCUACUCGGUCGAGACGUUCCUCCUCCUCCUCGCCCUCAAGGUCCGGUACCCGGACCGCAUGACGCUCAUCCGCGGCAACCACGAGUCGCGCCAGAUCACCCAGGUGUACGGCUUCUACGACGAGUGCAUGAAGAAGUACGGCUCGGCGAGCGUGUGGCGGCACUGCUGCGAGGUGUUCGACUACAUGAGCCUCGGCGCCGUCGUCGACGGCCGCGUCUUCUGUGUCCACGGCGGCCUGAGCCCCAACGUCAACAGCCUCGAUCAGAUUCGCCUCAUCGACCGGAAACAAGAAGUGCCGCACGACGGCGCCAUGUGCGACCUCCUGUGGUCCGACCCAGACGACAUCGAGGGCUGGGGCUUGUCGCCUCGAGGCGCCGGGUACCUGUUCGGCGCCGACGUCGUCAAGCAGUUCGUGCACGCCAACAACCUCGACCUGAUCGCUCGCGCGCACCAGCUCGUCAUGGAGGGCCACAAGCUCAUGUUCGACGACAAGAUCGUCACCGUGUGGAGCGCGCCCAACUACUGCUACAGGUGCGGCAACGUGGCGUCGAUCCUCGAGCUCGACGAGAACCUCAACUCGAACUACCUCACGUUCGAGGCGGCCGCUCAGCAAGACGCACGAGGUAUCCCGGCCAAGAGCACGGCGCUGCAGUAUUUCCUGUGAGCGCGCUCGUCGUCGAUGGCGGUCUUCAGGGUCGACUCGCCCUCCUCGACGCUCGGCCCGGCGUCGCACCUGCCGCCGUUCUCCACCUCUCCCGCUGUACAUCCCUCUUCGUCCUGUGCGACGACUCGAGCGUCUCGCAGGCGCGCCCGCAUGCACUGUUCUCCCUUCCUUCCACCCUCCCCCUCUCCUCGCAGCCCUUCCCUCCCACGAUGUCCCCUCUGUACGAGCUCGCCAUUGUUGCUUCCGCAGUCGCUGUCCCCUCCUUCUGUACUAGACAUACCCCGUUCUGCACGCG
Molecule: messenger RNA, 1216 nt
Organism: Rhodotorula graminis WP1
Lineage: Eukaryota; Fungi; Basidiomycota; Microbotryomycetes; Sporidiobolales; Sporidiobolaceae
Exons: 9
Coding region: 1-921 (306 amino acids)
Biological process (GO): double-strand break repair via homologous recombination; peptidyl-serine dephosphorylation
Cellular component (GO): cytoplasm; nucleus
Molecular function (GO): protein serine/threonine phosphatase activity
Source: RefSeq, a predicted model, not a curated record